GCAUUUACCCUGCAUAUUUGAAUAACAAGAAGACAAUAGCAGAAGGAAGGAGGAUACCUAUAGACAAAUUCUUGAGCAUGCCAGUUGCCAGAUACGUCUAUGGGAGGAGUCUCCUACCCUGUGCCUAGGAAGUUUCUGCUCUCAGUCCUUGCUGCUGUUGAAAAUCCCACGUCUACAGAAAUCCAAGAUGUAUGUGCAGCAGUUGGAUUCAACGUGCUAUUGGAGAAAAAUAAGAUGUAUCCUAGGGAAUGGAACAGAGACAUGCAGUACAGAGGCAGAGUACGAAUCCAACUCAAACAAGAUGAUGGCAACCCCUGUUUACCUCAGUUUCCAACACGUAAAUCAGUGAUGCUGUAUGCUGCAGAAACUAUUCCCAAACUGAAAACGAGAACCCAAAAGAUGGGAGGUAGUGAUCAAAGUCUUCAGCAAGGAGAGGGAGGCAAAAAAGGUAAAGGGAAGAAAAAGAAAUGAGCUUACAUCUGGAAUAAUGUCAUAUAGUUGUGGUUGAACUAUGAUGAACGUGUAACUUGCUGCGAGAUUGAAGUGAAAGAUACAAGCAAGAAGUAAACAGAUAACACUGAAGAAAACUGUGUGCUUUUCUGGGAACUGAAAUGCAUGUAGCUGCCUCUCAUCUGUGUAACAAUAAAUCUGUCUUCACACACAACCUGCAAUUGUGCAGCUAGCAUUCACUUUUAGAAGCAGAAGAACAUAAGAAAAUUAUGUGGGUGAAUGAAUCACUCUUCCUGGAGAAACUAUACAGCUUUUGAUAAACAUUCUUAUGCAGACUAGAUAUUUGAAAACUGGUUGCCUUAGUAAACCUUUUAUCUAUGCUAGUCAAGUGACUGUCUUAGUUCGGGGGGGUCUUUGUCACUAAACAUUUUUAUGUUAAUCAGUGAUGUUACAGCUCUGUAAACUUCCCUUGCUAAUAAUCUUUCGCAGCUGUCAACUGUACUAAUAAAGGUGACAAAGUUAAUUAAAAAAAAGGAAGUAAUUUUAUAGAA
Messenger RNA from Pogoniulus pusillus (Red-fronted tinkerbird), 1001 nucleotides. It is a transcript of the gene SRP19, whose product is annotated as signal recognition particle 19. Gene Ontology annotation, molecular function: 7S RNA binding. Lineage: Eukaryota; Metazoa; Chordata; Aves; Piciformes; Lybiidae. The record is from RefSeq and is a predicted model, not a curated record. Gene Ontology annotation, cellular component: signal recognition particle, endoplasmic reticulum targeting. The transcript is spliced from 5 exons. Bases 100 to 471 code for a protein of 123 amino acids. Gene Ontology annotation, biological process: SRP-dependent cotranslational protein targeting to membrane, signal sequence recognition; SRP-dependent cotranslational protein targeting to membrane.